UCAAAUAUAUCGGUGGAUCCAGAAUGCCAGUAGGACGUCGCCCCCUCAACCUCACGCCGACCGGCCCGGCCAUCAACGUGACGCUCAUGCAACACUUCGUGAAGCAUCCGCCGGCCUGCUUCAGCGUCAAGGAGCGGACGACUCGGUGGAGGAAGCAGCGCCGUCAGUACCUCAGUUCAGACCCCACCAAGAUCACGUCGUGUGCCAGGUCCGCAAAAGACAUCUUCUCGGACUCCAAAGGAGGGUGUCUCUGGGUUCACACCGAGGCAGAGCUUGAGACCCUGACGGAGACACUCCUCACCCUGCCCAUUUUCUUGACCGCGUGCUUGAAGAGAGAUCACCGAAAGACCAGCAACACGACACUUGUACACACAGGCAAAGCAGCGGUAAUCGUCAAUACCCAAAACGUGCAGAUCCAGCAUCACUUCAAAACACUGCUAGCAGAAGCUAUGGAUCUCAUGCGCGAAGGGAAGAAAUUUGCCGUCGAGUUCGACUUCAACUCGGUUCUGGAGGAGUGGCUGGAGUCCGUCUUUGUCAGCCGAGGCGAGGAGGGUAACACCUGGCCCUGGGGUAACACCCGCUACAUCAGCAGGCACGCUAAGAUCACCGUCACCAACUACGGGGAGAGGGCGCCGUGUUUCACCUGCCCGGACUGCAGCAAGACAACCUGCCGUGUACUGAGCUGGAGCUUCUUCCUGCCGUGCUGCUGCGUGGUCUGUCCGAUCUACAGGCUCCAGCGAUGCCUGAGAGUGACCGACCUUGGCGGACGGCUUCCCGAAGAGCUGUACGCUACAGCGUUCAACCCGACCAUGGAAAUCACGGACGCCGACUUCGCCCGUCUGGACUACAUGCGCCGUGCGGUUCAGAGCUUCGCCCGCUCCAACGGCAGUCCGAUCAAAAUCGACUCCCUUGGAAGGGUUCUUUGAAACACCAAAUUAGGUGUGGGGUUCCAACUUUGUCUUGAUUUUUUUCCUCCAAAUCAUGCCUUUUAAUUUUCUGAUACUCAACUGAUCUGUUUAAUUGGAAAUUUUAAGAAAAAGAAUAAAAACUUGACUCAGUGGAGCGACGGUUUGAGCUUGCGUCCGCCAGAACAAUAAUUUAUUCACGAGUCGGCCAUAUUGAAUUGAAAGCGAGGUAAAA
Patiria miniata (bat star) is the source of this 1140-nucleotide messenger RNA. RefSeq lists its product as uncharacterized. The coding region runs from base 24 to 926 and encodes 300 amino acids. The record is from RefSeq and is a predicted model, not a curated record. NCBI's taxonomy places the organism in Eukaryota, Metazoa, Echinodermata, Asteroidea, Valvatida, Asterinidae. The transcript is spliced from 5 exons.